This is a messenger RNA of Dromaius novaehollandiae (emu), 1245 nucleotides long. RefSeq names its product membrane bound O-acyltransferase domain containing 4 (gene MBOAT4). The transcript is spliced from 3 exons. Gene Ontology annotation, cellular component: endoplasmic reticulum membrane. The record is from RefSeq and is a predicted model, not a curated record. Lineage: Eukaryota; Metazoa; Chordata; Aves; Casuariiformes; Dromaiidae. Gene Ontology annotation, molecular function: serine O-acyltransferase activity. Gene Ontology annotation, biological process: lipid modification; peptidyl-serine octanoylation. The coding region runs from base 1 to 1245 and encodes 414 amino acids.
AUGCACUGGGCAAACCUGCUUGUCCUUUGCCCCAUGGCCUCAUACCAGCUGGCAGCUUUCCCCUUCGCUGCUCUCCUCCACCACCUCAGUGCUUCGGGGCACCUCUCUCCAACUGCCCGGUAUGUCUCCCUGCUUGCUGGAGGAUGCCUCCUUGCCAGCACAGCCAUGGGCAGCUAUGCCUUGCUGCUCUUCAUCCCCACAGCCGGCUCCGUGCUCGUCCUACUCUCCGUCAGCCCAGCACGUGUCCACACCUGGGUCUUCAGCCUCCAGAUGUCCUGGCAGACGCUCUGCCAUCUGGGCCUGAGGAGCCAGGAGCUGGACCCACAAGACAUCAGGUCAGCUGUCAUCCUCUCUGCCAUCAUGCUGCUGACCCAGAAAGUUACAUCUCUGGCCCUGGAUGUUCAUGAAGGGACCGUGACACUCCAGCCCAGCCAGGGGCUUUUGCAGCGAGCACUGCCUCUCUGUAGCUACUUGCUUUUUUUCCCAGCCCUCCUAGGAGGUCCCCUGUGCUCCUUUAGGAGGUUUCAGGCCCAGAUCGAGUUCUCGGGCACUUCCCACUGCCCGCUGGGGGCUGCUGGCCGGAGAUGCCUCUGUGCACUGGCUCUGCAGGUGCUGCGCGCAGGACUGGAGGGUCAGUUGGCCACCAUGCAGGGCUGCGCUGGUCUGAGUUGUGUGCAUAGCAUGUGGACACAAGCCUUGCUCUUCAAGCUGGCCUACUAUUCACACUGGAUGCUGGAUGAGGCCCUCCUCGAGGCAGCAGGCUUCGGGCCGGAGGCAGGCCAGGGCGAUCUUUCAGGCAGCGACCUGUGGAUGCUGGAGACCACCAACCGCGUGGCUGUCUUUGCGCGGACCUGGAACAAGAGCACAUCCCGCUGGCUGAGGAGACUCAUCUUCCAGCGUUGCCCUGCCCAGCCACUCCUCGCCACCUUUGCCUUCUCUGCCUGGUGGCACGGCCUCCAGCCCGGGCAGGUGUUUGGUUUCCUAUGCUGGGCCAUCAUGGUGGAGGCUGACUACCGCAUCCAUCCCUUCCUCCGUGCCCAGGCUGUCUCUCGUGGUGCAAAGCUCCUCUACUAUGGGGCAACCUGGCUCUUCACCCAGCUCAUCAUCGCCUAUAUCCUGGUGGCCGUAGAGACCGAGAGCUUCUCCGAACUCCAUCUGCUCUGGACUUCCUCCAACAGCAUCCUUCCCCUCUCUUACAGCCUCGCAUUGCUGCUGCUGCUCAUCAAGAAACCGAAGCAGAACUGA